Molecule: messenger RNA, 369 nt
Organism: Sorghum bicolor (sorghum)
Lineage: Eukaryota; Viridiplantae; Streptophyta; Magnoliopsida; Poales; Poaceae
Exons: 1
Coding region: 1-369 (122 amino acids)
Source: RefSeq, a predicted model, not a curated record
AUGCGGUUACUUCUUCACCAGCGGCAGUACACUCUUGAUAUCCUGGAGCGAACUAGGAUGACUGACUGCAAGCUUUGCUCCAAUCCGGUUGACACACAAGGCAAGCUAUCCGAGGCCGAGGGCACCCCAGUGACAGAUCCCACUACAUAUCAGAGUCUUGUUGGUGCACUUCAGUACCGCACCUUCACCCGGCCGGACAUCACCUAUGUAGUUCAGCAGAUAUGUCUCCAUAUGCAUUAUCCCUGGGAGCCACACCUCACUGCUCUCAAGCGGAUCCUUCGCUACCUCCGCGGCACCGUCGACUUCGGCCUCCUCCUUCACCGUCGGUCGUCCUCCACCGAGCUCGUCGUCUACACUGAUGUCGACUAG